AUGGUAGAAGCCCGACUAGGGCGUACUGUAAUGUACCAAACAAGACAAGCUGUUACUAGUUAUAUGACAGCAGCAACAUUGGCCAAGCAAAAAUCAAUUCAGCAGGCCAAUGAUCAUCCCGUGUUCGUCACGCCUGAAACAAACUCUCCCAUCACAGUUCAUUACGGUCGGCACUUGACAAGUGGUCUACUGACCUUAUACGAUUUGAUUAUCAACAAUAAACAAACAAAAAUCAUAACUAGCGCCUCAUCGAAACUCGUCGAUCGACUUGCUGAAAACUACGGUGUUCAAUUCUUCUUAACAAUGUGUGAAACACUGGCAAGCACCGAUAUUCGACCAGUUGCCAAUGGCUUGGCUGGAGACGCUGCAACGUCAUCGAAUGAUUUGAGACUUGUCGAUUUGGCACUCUCGCACACAGCUGGCACACGCGAACGUCAUUAUGAACGUGCUCAACGACCAGGCGAUUCAAAGCAUGUACUUGGUCUCUUCGCGUAG
This is a messenger RNA of Rotaria sp. Silwood2, 495 nucleotides long. Lineage: Eukaryota; Metazoa; Rotifera; Eurotatoria; Philodinida; Philodinidae. The record is from the annotation of a GenBank genome assembly.